This is a messenger RNA of Geosmithia morbida, 2301 nucleotides long. RefSeq names its product 5-methyltetrahydropteroyltriglutamate--homocysteine methyltransferase. The transcript has 3 exons. Gene Ontology annotation, molecular function: zinc ion binding; 5-methyltetrahydropteroyltriglutamate-homocysteine S-methyltransferase activity. Lineage: Eukaryota; Fungi; Ascomycota; Sordariomycetes; Hypocreales; Bionectriaceae. The record is from RefSeq and is a predicted model, not a curated record. The coding region runs from base 1 to 2301 and encodes 766 amino acids.
AUGGUUCAGUCCGCUGUUCUUGGUUUCCCCCGCAUGGGUGUGAACCGUGACCUCAAGAAGGCUACCGAGGCUUACUGGGCCGGCAAGAUCUCCCAGUCCGACCUCCUCGCCGAGGCCAAGCGUCUCCGUCUUGCCCACUGGAAGAUCCAGCAGGAUGCCGGUGUCGACUCCAUCCCCAGCGGUGACUUUGCCCUGUACGACCACAUCCUGAACCACAUCCAGGACUUUGGUGCUGUUCCCGAGCGUUACACCAAGGAUGGCCUUGAUAACGUCGACGAGUACUUCGCCAUGGGCCGUGGCCACCAGAAGGACGGCAUUGACGUCCCCUCCCUGGAGAUGGUCAAGUGGUUCGACUCCAACUACCACUACGUCAAGCCCACCCUCCAGAACAACCAGACCUUCAAGCUGGCUGCCAACCCCAAGGUUGUCGCCAACUUCCUCGAGGCCAAGGAGGCUGGCUUCAAGACCCGCCCCGUCCUCGUCGGCCCCGUCACCUUCCUCCACCUCGGAAAGGCCGACCGUGAGCAGACUGUCGACCCCAUUGACCUGCUCGACAAGCUCGUGCCCGUCUACGAGCAGCUCCUGACCCAGCUCAAGGAAGCUGGUGCCGAGACUGUCCAGAUCGACGAGCCCUCGCUGGUCUUUGACCUUCCUGCCAAGACCAAGGCUGCUUUCAAGCCUACCUACGAGAAGUUCGCCAGCCUGGGUGACAAGAUCCCCAAGCUCGUCUUCACCACCUACUUCGGCGACAUCGUCCACAACCUCGAGGCCAUCCCCCAGAACAUCUACGGUGUCCACGUCGACCUCGUCCGCAACCCCGAGCAGCUCGACACCAUCGCUGGCGCCAUUGGCCCCAACACCGUCCUCUCUGCCGGCGUCGUUGACGGCCGCAACAUCUGGAAGACCAACUUCAAGCGUGCUAUCGAGAUCGUCGAGACGGCCAUCCAGAAGCUCGGCAAGGACCGCGUCAUUGUCGCCACCUCCAGCUCUCUCCUCCACACCCCCCACACCCUCGCCAGUGAGAAGAAGCUGGACGCCGAGAUUGCCGACUGGUUCUCCUUCGCCUCCGAGAAGGCCGUCGAGGUUGCCGUCAUCGCCAAGGCCGUGACCGAGGGUCCUGCCGCUGUCCGCGAGCAGCUCGAGGCCAAUGCCAAGUCGAUGCAGUCCCGUGCCACCUCCAAGAGGACCAACAACCCCGAGGUCAAGGCCCGCCAGGAGAAGGUCACCGAGGCCGACCACAACCGCAAGUCUGACUUCACCGUCCGCAUUGCCCAGCAGCAGGCCAAGCUCAAGCUCCCUCUCUUCCCCACCACCACCAUCGGUUCUUUCCCCCAGACCAAGGACAUCCGUCUCCAGCGCAGCAAGUUCACCAAGGGUGAGAUUACUGAGGCCGAGUAUGACGGCUUCAUCCAGAAGGAGAUCCGUGAGAACGUCAAGAUCCAGGAGGAGCUUGGUCUCGACGUCUUCGUCCACGGCGAGCCCGAGCGCAACGACAUGGUCCAGUACUUUGGCGAGCGCAUAGACGGUUACGCCUUCACCACCCACGCCUGGGUCCAGAGCUACGGCUCGCGCUGCGUCCGUCCCCCUAUCAUUGUCGGUGACCUAUCCCGCCCCGCCCCCAUGACGGUCAAGGAGUCCAAGUACGCCGUCUCCGUUUCCAGCAAGCCCAUGAAGGGUAUGCUUACCGGCCCCGUCACCUGCCUGCGGUGGUCUUUCCCCCGUGACGACGUCCACCAGUCCGUCCAGGCCCAGCAGCUUGCCCUGGCCCUCCGCGACGAGGUCAUCGACCUCGAGAAGGCCGGCGUCGACGUCAUCCAGAUCGACGAGCCUGCCCUGCGCGAGGGUCUCCCUCUCCGCUCUGGCGAGGAGCGUACCAAGUACCUCGAGUGGGCCGUCAAGGCUUUCCGCCUAUCCGCAUCUGGUGUUGAGGACUCUACCCAGAUCCACUCUCACUUCUGCUACUCCGAGUUCCAGGACUUCUUCUACGCAAUUGCUGCCCUCGACGCCGACGUCCUGUCCAUCGAGAACAGCAAGUCGGAUGCCAAGCUCCUCAAGGUCUUCGUUGACGAGGCCUACCCCCGCCACAUCGGCCCUGGUGUCUACGACAUCCACUCUCCCCGUGUCCCCAGCGAGCAGGAGAUCAAGGAUCGCAUCGCCGAGAUGCUCCAGCACCUCAAGCCUGAGCAGCUCUGGAUCGACCCCGACUGCGGUCUCAAGACCCGUAACUGGAAGGAGACCAAGGAGGCCCUCGUCAACAUGGUCAACGCCGCAAAGGCCUUCCGUGCCCAGUACGCCAAAUAA